AUGUGGCAGCGCCCCACGUGCCUGUCCCGUCCACCUCUUCCCCUUCCCGGGGGGCCGCCCGCGAACGCUGCCCCUGCCCGCAGGUCGAGCACGGAGCUGCGCAAGGAGAAGUCGCGGGAUGCGGCUCGCAGCCGGCGCAGCCAGGAGACCGAGGUGCUGUACCAGCUGGCGCACACGCUGCCCUUCGCGCGCGGGGUCAGCGCGCACCUGGACAAGGCCUCCAUCAUGCGCCUCACCAUCAGCUACCUGCGCAUGCACCGCCUCUGCGCCGCAGGGGAGUGGAGCCAGGUGGGAGCAGGGCUGGAGCCGCUGGACGCCUGCUACCUGAAGGCCCUGGAGGGUUUCGUCAUGGUGCUCACCGCCGAGGGGGACAUGGCCUACCUGUCGGAGAAUGUCAGCAAACACCUGGGCCUCAGUCAGCUUGAGCUCAUUGGACACAGUGCCUUUGACUUCAUCCAUCCCUGCGACCAAGAGGAGCUCCAGGACGCCCUGAUGCCCCGGCUCAGCCUGUCCAAACGGAAGCCAGAGGCCCCCACGGAGCGGAGCUUCUCCCUGCGCAUGAAGAGCACCCUCACCAGCCGCGGGCGCACCCUCAACCUCAAGGCGGCCACCUGGAAGGUGCUACACUGCUCUGGACACCUGAGGGUCUACAAGCCCCCUGCACAGACUUCCUCAGCCGGGAGCCCCCACCUAGAGCCCCCCCUGCAGUGCCUGGUGCUCAUCUGUGAAGCCAUCCCGCACCCCGACAGCCUGGAGCCCCCGCUGGGCCGGGGGGCCUUCCUCAGCCGCCACAGCCUGGACAUGAAGUUCACCUACUGCGAUGACAGGAUUGCUGACGUCGCUGGCUACAGCCCCGAUGAUCUGAUUGGCUGUUCCGCUUACGAGUACAUCCACGCGCUGGACUCUGAUGCCGUCGGCCAGAGCAUCCACACCUUGCUGAGCAAGGGACAGGCAGUAACCGGGCGGUAUCGCUUCCUGGCACGGAGUGGUGGCUACCUGUGGACCCAGACCCAGGCCACAGUGGUGUCAGGGGGCCGGGGCCCCCAGUCUGAGAGUAUCGUCUGCGUCCACUUCCUGAUCAGCCGGGUGGAAGAGACCGGAGUGGUGCUGUCCCUGGAGCAAACGGAGCGACGUCCUCGCAGACCCACGCAGCGGGCCACCCCCUCCCAGAAGGACACCCCUAAUCCUCGGGGCAGCCUUGACAUGUCUGGUCCCCGGAUCCUGGCCUUCCUACACCCCCCUGCCCUGAGCGAGGCCACCCUGGCCGCUGACCCCCGCCGCUUCUGCAGCCCGGACCUCCGUCGCCUCCUGGCACCUAUCCUCGAUGGGACUUCGGUAGCUGCCACCCCCAGCGCACCCCCAGCCACACGGCGCCCCCCGAGCCCCCUGCCGGCCGAUCUCCCGGAUGAGCCACUGGUGGACGUGGGGAAUGCACACGAAGUGCUGGCCUCUGGGAAAGACCUGGAGGCAGUGGAGACAGAUCCAGCUGUAGCUCAGGACGUCGAUGCCCUGGAUUUGGAGAUGCUGGCCCCCUACAUCUCCAUGGACGAUGACUUCCAGCUCAGCUCCAGUGAGCACCUGCCCAGGCUCUACCACAGACCCCUGGGGGUGGCCCCCCGGCCUCGCGCUCGGAGCUUCCACGGCCUGUCUCCCCCAACUCCUGAGCCCUCCCUGCUGCCCCGCUGGGGGAGUGACCCCCGGCUGAGCUGCUCCAGCCCUUCCAGAAGGGACACCUCCGGCCCAUCCAGGGCUGGGGCUCGGAAGAGGACCUUGGCCCAGAGCUCGGAGGAUGAGGCCGAGGGGGCGGAGCUGCUGGGGGUGAGACCCCCUAAACGGUCCCCUAGCCUAAGACCCGAAAACUUCCUACUGCCUCCUCUCAGCCUGAAUUUCCUCCUGACAGGACCGGCCCCAGGGAGGCAGCAGGAUCCCAGCACCCACCUCCUGGAACUGAAUGAGCCCCUGGGCCUGGGCCCUUCACUGCUCUGUCUCUACUCGGAUGAGGACGCCACCCAACCCAAAAGCCACUUCCAGCCGAUGACAAGCUUGACCCAGGCCCACUGAGCCGGCUCCUCUUCCCAUCUCUCUUCUUCCCAGAAAGGACCUCAACCACACUCCAAGCUGGCAGCCAAUGAACAGUGGCCCCUGCCCACCUCGG
Messenger RNA from Eptesicus fuscus (big brown bat), 2155 nucleotides. It is a transcript of the gene HIF3A, whose product is annotated as hypoxia inducible factor 3 subunit alpha. Lineage: Eukaryota; Metazoa; Chordata; Mammalia; Chiroptera; Vespertilionidae. Gene Ontology annotation, biological process: cellular response to hypoxia; regulation of transcription by RNA polymerase II. Gene Ontology annotation, molecular function: RNA polymerase II transcription regulatory region sequence-specific DNA binding; DNA-binding transcription factor activity, RNA polymerase II-specific; protein dimerization activity. The record is from RefSeq and is a predicted model, not a curated record. The transcript is spliced from 14 exons. The coding region runs from base 1 to 2061 and encodes 686 amino acids.